UUAAGGUAAAUUUACAUAAUUUACACAAUGGAAUGCUUCAUACCUCGUUCCCCACCACAGAUUGUAGAGGGCAUCACUCUGAAGUUUCCAGCAGUCCUAUGGCGUCUUGUAAAUAGCUGCACCACCGGCGCUAUUUCUUGGGAGACUGACGGUACAUCUCUUAAAAUCGACAAAAUAAAAUUUGAGGAUGAAUACCUAAACAAGCCAACAUUUUUCAAGACAAAAAACUUUCAGAGUUUCAUCCGGCAGCUGAACAUAUAUGGUUUCAGAAAACUACCAUCUCAUUACCACAGGGGCCAGGAAGAUUCAAUAUUUGUGUAUAAACAUGAUUGUUUCUGUAGAGGCCACCCUGAAUUGUUGGCUAAGGUCGUCCGAAACACAGCCGUUAGGAGAACCCAAAGGGAACAGUCAGUCAGAGCGGUGGAAGCACAAGUGGGCAAAGUCAUAUUAGACGAGGAAGUCUUGGAUGAAAACCCAUUACUGAACAACAUUCCAUCAACAAAAGAAGGAGUUGACGAAACUCACCCCUUACUCAAGAGUCCAGCCGAGCCUAUUUUACGCUAUGGUGUACCAAUUGAUCCCGUCGUAAAGACCCAAGGGACCCACUUAACCACUGUGUACUUAAAUCCCCGCCUCAGCGACAUGGAGACGAUCAUGAGUCCAAAGCGAAUACAGGGGCAAGUAGCCAACGUUCUUCAGGCCAUAAAUACAAGUGACGAUGAGGAUGCACCUCCGUUCAAAAAGGUUUGCACAUUUCGGACCGUCACUCGCCCAGCUGAGCUUGGAAGAAGAGCUACAACAACAGCAGAGUCAACCAAAGUCUCGCCGGUAGAUGAACUCUCUCAGGAAAGCAUCCCGCCACGUCCCAGCGAUCAACUCAUGUUCAGCUGUCCAAUUGACUACAAGUCUGAUUCCGACAGCGAUAGCGAUGACUUGGGUCUCGAAUUUGACCCUAAGUUGUACAAUGAUAUUCCUGAAGAUUUUUCAAUUCUUAAUAAUGUGACCACUAAUCCAGUUCAAAGAAAACCUAUUGAGAACAUAAAUUUCGCCUCUCCACUUCUGUGCAGUGGAGGUAUUGAUGUCCUAGAUGCUGAACUAUUGAAUUGUCAUUACUAUGGGGGUAUUACCUCGCAAUGUGAGGAGCAGAUUCUAACACCAGCCUACUUUGACCCUGGCACGGGGACUGUAACAUUGCUUUUGCCAGAAUAUUGAACUACAGUCAAACCCCAUUGGCUCGAACUUGCAUAGCUCAAAUUCCUCGUUGGCUUGGACUGGAUGUAAAGGACCGAUUUCUUUAAAAUGAAGGUAAGCAUUCCCGCUUGGCUGAAGUUUUUUGAGGCUCGAGGUAUUUUCGCGGUCCCUGGGAGUUUGAGCCAACGAGGUUUGACUGUACUUGGAAGAACAUUUUAACAAAAUGGCAAACUUGCCCUUAGCUUCAUGCAAACUGCAAAGAAGGCUAUGACGGAUUACCAUGAUUGUUGAAUAACAAUAUUUAAUGAUAGUUGAUACAAAAAUGUAAUAAUUAUUUUCUUCUCAUGUAUAAAAAGACACUAUAGAACGAUAUUUGACACAAUUCUUUCUUGAAUUGUUCUGUAAGCUACUCAGAAUCCAUUUUUGCUGCGAAAAAAAACCCAUCUCCUUUCGACCAAACUGUUAGCCUACUGAAUGGAACAUUAUUUGAAAUAAAGAGUUCUAUUUGGUAUAGGAUUCUAGUUUCACUUGAAUACAGGCUUGAAUACUGUGUCAGAGUUGUUUGUGCAGUUAAUUAUGUGUACAUAAUGUUACAAUUUGUUGUCUUAACCUCAUGUUAUUUUGAAAGUAAUAAUUAUUAUCUAUACCAUUUGUUUCAGUGCAGAAAACUGUUGUAGGUUUUCCUGCUAUAAUCAUUAUCUAUGUUGAAUUGCUAACAUUAUUCAAUGUUUGUUGAGAUAUAUAUGCAUUACUUACAUUAUUCAAUGUUGUAUUUAAAUAGUGUUUGUUGAGAUAUGCAUGGUUUUCAUACAUUAUUCAAUGUUGUAUUAAAAUAGUGUUUGUUGAGAUAUAUGUAUGUGUUUCUUACAUUAUUCAAUGCUGUAUUAAAAUAGUGUUUGUUGAGAUAUAUGUAUGUGUUUCUUACAUUAUUCAAUGCUGUAUUAAAACAGUGUUUGUUGAGAUAUGCAUGGAUUUCAUACAUUAUUCAUUACUGUAUUAAAACAAUGUUUUUUGAGAUAUGCAUGGUUUUCAUACAUUAUUCAAUUCAA
Messenger RNA from Mya arenaria, 2240 nucleotides. RefSeq names its product heat shock factor protein-like. Gene Ontology annotation, biological process: regulation of DNA-templated transcription. Lineage: Eukaryota; Metazoa; Mollusca; Bivalvia; Myida; Myidae. The transcript has 4 exons. The record is from RefSeq and is a predicted model, not a curated record. The coding region runs from base 28 to 1212 and encodes 394 amino acids. Gene Ontology annotation, molecular function: sequence-specific DNA binding; DNA-binding transcription factor activity.